This is a messenger RNA of Rhincodon typus (whale shark), 1956 nucleotides long. RefSeq names its product DNA-binding protein RFX5-like. The record is from RefSeq and is a predicted model, not a curated record. NCBI's taxonomy places the organism in Eukaryota, Metazoa, Chordata, Chondrichthyes, Orectolobiformes, Rhincodontidae. The coding region runs from base 117 to 1556 and encodes 479 amino acids. The transcript has 6 exons. Gene Ontology annotation, biological process: regulation of transcription by RNA polymerase II. Gene Ontology annotation, molecular function: RNA polymerase II cis-regulatory region sequence-specific DNA binding; DNA-binding transcription factor activity, RNA polymerase II-specific.
CUCUCGCUUUGUCUGUCACGCGCGCGCUCUCUCGCUUUGUCUGUCACGCGCGCGCGCUCUCUCUCUCUCUCUCUCUCUCUCACGGUCAUGGUUCUUCGGUUUUCAGCUCCGGCGUCAUGGGUGGUGACCAGUUCUCCUCGAGCACGGCUGACCAGAUGCACGCUUGCAACUGGAUCCGGAACCACCUGGAGGAGCAUCCGGAUACCUGCCUGCCAAAGCAGGACGUGUACGACGCCUACAAGCGAUACUGUGACAAUCUGUCUUACCGACUCCUGAGUGCUGCAAAUUUUGGCAAGAUCAUGCGAGAUGUCUUCCCGAACUUCAAGGCUCGACGGUUGGGAGGGAGAGGUCAAUCCAAGUACUGCUACGGUGGGAUCAGGAGGAAGACCGUGGUUAACAUGCCGUCACUUCCCAGCCUGGAUCUGAAGCUCCCGGAGCCAGUCGAAGUGAAGGAGGCAGACAAGUCGAAGCAGGAUGAGGUGUUGAUGUCGGCAGCCAUUAGCCUGAUCUGUGAGUGGGCCCAGCGGGUGCUGAUGAGGCAGUUCGACACGGUGGUGGACUUGGCUCGCUUCCUGGUCAAGGAGCACCUCAUCAGCCCCAGGACCAAGAAUGCUGCCGUGGUGAUGAAGGAGCUGAUGAACGAGAACAUUCUGAAAUCGCCAAAGAAGACAAAGUUCCAGCAGCAGCCCAGGAACACAGGUCAGGAUGGUGAAGAGAAAUCACCAGUCUCUCAGAUGGAACCCUCCAAAGGUGGUAAGGAUGAACGGCCGGGAGCACCGCGAGGUAAACAGCCCGCCGCAGUGGAUGUGGACAGUGUCAUUAACCGCUACCCCCCCAUCAAGCCCAAGACGCAAGCCAAGAACCUGUUGGCGAUCCCGGCCGCCCCCUGCCUCUCUCCGGCUGCCUUACCCCUCCGGGUGGCCGCCCCAGUGUCCCUGGCCCUGUCACCGGGCAGUCAGCCCUCUGGGGUGGUGGUCACGGCAGCAGGCACCCUCCCCCUGCUGAAGAACGUGACUGUCCUCCUCCCCGGCGCGGUGCGCCCCCUGGCACCCGAGGGGGGCAGCCCGGGAGCAGGUCCUGCUCUCCCCACCCCUCCCCAGCCCCACGAGCCCCCUCCCCCACCCCCCAAGGCCGAGCGGGCCAAAGGCUGCCCCCACCCCUCCCCGAGGGGCUCCCCACCCCACAAGCGAGCGGCUGGUUCCCUGGGGGAGAGGCUGGCCUCCAAGAGGAAGAGGGGACGGCCCCGCAAGGUGGUGCCGCCGUCGCCUCUGAGUGAGGUGCCGGGGGCCCCUCCCCCAGAGCCCGGGCAGCCGCCGCCACCUCCCCCUCCCCUGCCGCCUCCCCCUCCCUCCACCACCCCCACCCCCACCCCCACCACCGCCUCUGCGUCGCCUUCGCCACCCGCCGCUGCUGACAAGCCCCCGGCCAAGACAAGCGAGCCAUCGGAGCAGGGGGCCCGCAAGACAUCGGUGAUCCGUCCCGUCUGGUGGACCGGCGCACCGGGGAGCAGGAGGACGAGAUCGCCAACGCACAAAUCCCCUGCCCAUCCCCAAUGACGGCGGCUUGCUUCCCCCCUCAGCCCCUCCAUUGUCAGCUCAAUCCCUGGCCUAGAGAGAGGGAGAGGGCGGGGGGAAGAGGACGCUUGACAUGUGCACAGCAGCCGCAGCUGCCAUCCUACGCCUGGGCCCAGUAUCCGGUUCAACUUCCUGGGGGCUCCCCCCCCCCCACCCCCAACCUCCGAGUUGAAUUUUGCUGUCCUGGUGUUCAGCGGACUAUUGGAAUGGCCGAUCUGCUUAAGGACUUCUCUUACUGUUUUGUUUUUUGUUAUCUCCACUUUUAUUUUCAACCAGUUGAUAAUUUUGAUAAUUUACACGUCCUAACGUUACUGUAAAUAUUUUACCGGAGAGGGGGAAUAACCAUCAAAACGUUUGGGUAAAAAAAAGGCGAUGCAAGGAA